This is a messenger RNA of Passer domesticus (house sparrow), 2403 nucleotides long. It is a transcript of the gene C24H1orf216, whose product is annotated as chromosome 24 C1orf216 homolog. The record is from RefSeq and is a predicted model, not a curated record. Lineage: Eukaryota; Metazoa; Chordata; Aves; Passeriformes; Passeridae. The coding region runs from base 139 to 957 and encodes 272 amino acids. The transcript is spliced from 2 exons.
CCCGUGUCACCUCCCCACGCGGGGCCGCUUCCGCUCCCGCUCCACCCGCGGCGGCGGCGGCGCACGGAGCCCGGGCCGGGGCCAGAACCGGGGCCGGAACCGGAGCAGGGCUGACCGGGGCGGCAGGACACCGGCGGCAUGUUUGCUGUCUGCCCGGCAAACGCCCCAUUCCGGCAGGGCCGGGGGGGCCCGGCGCUGGGCACGGCCCUGCCGGGGGCGGGACAUGGGCCGGACUCCAACUCCAACUUCGUGGGAGAGGUGUGUGACAGCAACGAGAACUGGAGCCAGGCAGCGCCGGGCUCCGCGCCGGAGGAGGGCUCCAGCCGGAGCGAAAACACCACAAAUCCGUCUGAUAAUCUGCUGUUAUUAAUGCACAGACAGAUGGCCCAGGGCCGGCUUAGGGACACCCCCCCGGGCCUGGGCGACACCCACCCCGGGCAGGGGGUGCGCAGCCCCCCCGAGGGAGCCGAGGUCGGCGGGGCAGGGAGACAAAACGCCGCCGAGGAGGCGGCCGGGGGGUGUGUGAAGCCCCCCAGCUCCCCCGCGGAGGACAACGGCUACGCCAGCAGCUCCCUGAGCAUCGACAGCCCCGACAGCACCUGCAGCACCCCCUGGGACCCUCCUGCCCCUGCCCCCCGAGCCCAGAGCCCCCCUGAGGCAGGGCUGGCUGAGCCUGAGCUGGGCACGCUCUUCCCGGCGCUGGCGGAGGCCGUGCAGCACCUGCAGGACAAGGAGCGCUUCAAGGAGCAGGAGAAGGAGAAGCACCACGUCCAGCUGGUGAUGUACCGGCGCCUGGCCCUGCUGCGCUGGAUCCACGGCCUGCAGCAGAAGGUUGUGGACCAGCAGAACCGGCUGCAGGAGAGUUUCGACACCAUCCUGGAUAACCGCAAGGAGCUGAUCCGCUGCAUGCAGCAGGGCCCCGCCUGCAUUGCUGCUGCGGCUGCUCCUGGCCCCUGAGGUGCCACCAGCCCAGCCCAGCCCUCUGGAUGGUGUGGUGUUGGCAUCUCCAUCCUGUGCCAAGCACCCACCGGGGCCCUGGGUGCCCACCCUGCCCUUCCCAUCUGUCUGCAACGCAGCCAAGAGUCCCCGAAGAGUUCAUCUCCAUCAUCCUCUGCACUGGAAUUUGUUUUGGUCCUGCUCAGGUCUGGGCUGGGUUCACCUCAGGACUGUGGGGUUUGCUGAGCCCGAGGUGACGGGGCUCAUCUUUAAACCUGACCCAGUCUAUUGUUGAGCCUGGCUUAGCCACACCAGUGCUGGGAUGGCCGUGCUGGAGCAGUGAGGGUCCCAGGGCAGUGAAGCUUCUAAACUUCCCUGGGCAAAGCACUUCCAGCAUGUGCUGCAUCCCCACAUCCCACCUGCACUAGUGAGUCCUGCAGCCACAGCCCAGCCCCUGGUAAACAUUGCUUGUUGGUGAGAGUGAGGUGUCCUGGGCUGUAAAAGAGAAAAAAAAAAUCUGAAAAGUGACCUCAGAAUGCUGGGAAGUAAAUUUAAGUCAAAUGAUCCAAGACAAUGUAUGUUUUUAAUGUCAGUAUUAGAGAAAAAUUAAUUUAGGUUUAUGUGUGUGUGCAUGUCUGUCUGCUGUGGGCAAUGCUCUCACUCAGUGCAUGAUCCCAAAGCUGCUCAUGACCUUGUGGUGUUGGUGUUUAUAUUAAUUUAUCAUUUGGGAGCAAAAAGUUGUUUGUUUUUUUUUUUUUGAAUCUGUAUUUUAUCCAGUGAAAGCUGUACACAGAACCCAAAGAGCAAUUGUGUUACCUGGAGAUGGAAAAGGAGCUGCUGUGUGUGUUUGCUGUGCUUUGCUGUGCAUCCCUAGGACACACAUUCCAUCUGAGUGCUGGUGUGCAGGAGCAGCAGUGGGCACUGGGGGCUCAGCCAGAGGGGUCUGCACUCCCUGUCCUGCCCUGGUUGCCACUGAUUCCAUUUCUCAUCUGCAAAGGAGGGCGAUGAGGGAUUCCAGAGAUCCCUCCCAGCCAAGCUGCUGCCUGCCAGCAGAGGAGCCACUUCACCAGGAGCCCAGGGAGCAGCAGGACCUGCAGCCUGGUCAGAUCCUGGCACCCUCCGGAUGCUCCUGGACUGUGGAUGAACAACUUGGCCAAGGCCAGCAGUGCCCCAGGGGCAGCAGCAGCCUCCUCCUGCCCCACACGGGGCACAGCCAGGCUCUGCACCCCGGGGUGAAGUGGGGAGAUCCACAAAAACCCUCUUCCAGAAAGGACAUUUUGGUGGCAAGGGGUGCACUCAGCUCUCAGCAACCUGUGCCAGUGCUGGAGGAUUCUGGCAGCUUCCAGCAAGGCCCGUGCUGCCCUCACCUCCCUUGUGCCCGCUCGUGUCCAGCGCCUGCUCCUCCGUCGUGUCCGGACCUGUGAUCGUGGGCAUGUUGCACAUCUUAAUAAAAGCCUUGGAGCUGAA